AAACAAUUUUUUUUUUUAAAUAUAAAACUUCAAAAUUUUGAACAUGGAAGAAAAACGUCCGCCAUUAAUAUUCACGUUAUUAAAUAGCGUUAGCAGAAAGCCGCUUUGGUACUGGAGCAAAACUCCAUCAUUUGGUAAAAUUAGACGUAUAUCCGAUUUGUAUUUAAAAACUUUGAUAAUAGAAUUAACCGGAAUACAUAUCGAUAAAACAUUUAUAUCAUCGCCACCAUGUAUUAAUGAGACACUCUCACUGGAACUGCCUUGUCUAGACAUUGUUAUUAAAAAUCUUAAGCAGUAUAUGGCAUUUGAAUGGCAGAUUUUAGACAGCAAAGGCAUAAGGCGUAGAUUUCGUGCCUGCAAUUAUCGUUCCGUUGCUCGCGUGACGCCGGCACUAUGUAUCGUGCCCAUGCGUUUAGUUCCUCAUUGGAAUCGUUUGCGAAUUGACUUGAAUAUGCUCUCGUUAAAUGCAUAUGGCACGCAGUAUGUAAAAAUGCUUCGAAUUAGUAUGCAUUCCAAUUGCCAUCUACGACGCAUAACCUUAGCUGAUCGGUUCUAUACAGAGGAAGAUAUGCCAAGUGAUCUAAGGCUUACCAAUUUGGAAGAACAAAUAGAAAGGAAAGUACGGGAAACCAGACUCCUAGGCAGUAUUUGGUACAAUCCCAGCAUAAUUAUUCCAGAAAAAUGCUCCUUUGAAUUUUGAUUUAAAUUCUGUAUUUUUUAUUUCAAAAAUAAAAAUGUUUAUUAAA
Messenger RNA from Teleopsis dalmanni, 746 nucleotides. Its product is annotated as cilia- and flagella-associated protein 20-like. The record is from RefSeq and is a predicted model, not a curated record. Gene Ontology annotation, cellular component: ciliary basal body; motile cilium. Bases 44 to 700 code for a protein of 218 amino acids. The transcript has 2 exons. Lineage: Eukaryota; Metazoa; Arthropoda; Insecta; Diptera; Diopsidae. Gene Ontology annotation, biological process: regulation of cilium beat frequency involved in ciliary motility; positive regulation of cell motility; cilium assembly.